AUGAACGAAUAUGUGGUUUACGGUGUUAAGUAUGUUGGAAUGAACAUACGUAGCUCAUCGCACGUCGUGCAGCAGUUGAGUACGCUGGGGCGGCGGCACCGGCAGGCUGUCGCCGACGGCGGCCAGCUCGCGGGGCUCACAACUCAGCCGCGAGGUGCGAGCGCAGAUCGAAAGUUCGACGCGAGAUCGAGCGCGCAUAUGUAA
Molecule: messenger RNA, 204 nt
Organism: Arctia plantaginis
Lineage: Eukaryota; Metazoa; Arthropoda; Insecta; Lepidoptera; Erebidae
Source: the annotation of a GenBank genome assembly